CAUGUUCACUUUGGUCUUUACUGCAGGCUUUGCUGAACGGAUCAUACUGUGUUGAAGAGGACAAUAGAUGCUGUGUUAACCUUUGCCUUAUGAUGCUUUCUGAUGCGAUCACAGCUAUCACACAACUACACAGUAUGUGUCAUCGAAUUGAUGAUAUCAUGAAGCUGUGUUGUGAGUUAUCUGCCAAUCAGCAAAUCCAGACCACAGUGAAAGGCUCCGGGAAGGGCGCAGCAGCAGCUGGGGGACUGGCCUUCGCUGGAGGCUUAGUCGGGGGUCCUCUUGGCAUUGCAGUCGGUGGUGCUGUCGGAGGCCUUCUGGGCUGCUGGCUGACCAGUGGACAGUUCAAACCUUUGCCUCAGAUCAUCAUGGAGCUCAGUCCUCAGCAGCAGCAGAAGCUGUAUGAUGACCUCAUGGCCAUCCUGGGAGACAUUCAGUGGACAGAUGUGGCUCAGCUAACUGCUCUAGUGAUGGGAAACGUCUCCCUGAAGCAGCAGCUUACAGCCGCCCUUCUCGGAUACAUCACCAAGGAGCUGCAAGCGGAGGUACACUAUGUGGAUUAGUGUCUGCGGAAAAAUUGGGAUAACCUGACUUGGGGCGCACAUGCUCAGGAGGACGAAGUCCUUCAAAAGAAUGUGAGUGAUUUUAUGAAGCUGAAGAGACUCUCUAUCAAAUGUGAAGUCACAAAUUUUAGAAUUGCACAGGUGCCAUCACAUUUCUGCAAACAGGUUUCACUGGAUAAUGAGCUUAGAAAAAUAUUGUAAAGCCAGCUAUUAUGUAAAGUGCACUCAUUAUUUGAAGGAAUUAUUUAUUCGUGGUACGGAUAAACAUGGUUCAGCUGACUUUAAUAUUUAAAUGCAAAGAAGUAUACACUGAAUGAGGGCCAACUGUGCAAUUUAAAAUAUUUUGAAUUUUUUAAAGUUUAAGAGAAUACUUCAACAAAAAUGACCUUUUAUAUAUUUAUUAUUCAUACCUUGAAAUUGUGAAGAAAACUUAACUUAAGUAAUUGGGGGCUAUGUUUUAAUAACAGCAAAAAAAAAAAAAAGACCAAAAUGUUGUUUUACAAACACUUAGACAACUCAUGCAGUAUAAUUCAAGUCUCAAUGUUCAAGGUAAUGCAACAUAUUUGGGAAGCACUGAGCAGCAAGCAGGUGAGAAAAGCAAAGUUUUCUCGAUUAUUUCAAGGUAACAUGGCAUGAUGUAUUUAUGUAUAAAUGCUCAUUUUAUUUGUGAAGUAUUCCUCACAGAAUAUGAGUUUACCAGACU
Molecule: messenger RNA, 1263 nt
Organism: Plectropomus leopardus (leopard coralgrouper)
Lineage: Eukaryota; Metazoa; Chordata; Actinopteri; Perciformes; Serranidae
Product: protein C19orf12 homolog
Source: RefSeq, a predicted model, not a curated record